AUUAUGUUCACGGGACUCAGAGUUUAAGGCUCCUCUCCCAUAGAGCAACUCUGCACAACCCAAGCAGACCAACUUUGGGACUUUGAAUGAACAUAUUUACAUCCACCUUUCUCUUCAUGUCGACUUUUCUGGAAACAUUCACACGGAUGCCAUGGUUACUCCUACCACGAUCUUACAGGUGAACAAGGUGAUGUCCAUCUUGUUUUAUGUGAUAUUUCUCGCUUAUCUUCGUGGCAUUCAGUCUACCAACAUGGAUCAAAGGACUUUGCCAGAAGAUUCAAUAAAUUCUCUUAUUAUUAAACUCAUUCAGGCAGACAUUUUGAAAAACAAGCUUUCUAAGCAGAUGGUAGAUAUUAAGGAAAACUAUCAAAACACAGCACAGAAAGCAGACACUCAGCAAGAUAUGGAUGCAGAUGACAAUGUGAAAUCAGACUUCCAGCCAGUUGUUUCAGUGGACACAGACCUCUUAAGGCAACAGAGACGUUACAACUCUCCCCGAGUCCUCUUGAGUGACAACACACCGCUGGAACCACCACCGCUGUACCUCAUGGAGGAUUAUAUUGGAAAUUCAGUCAUGGUGAACAGAACCUCCCGGCGGAAAAGGUAUGCAGAGCACAAGAGCCACCGAGGGGAAUAUUCUGUUUGUGACAGUGAAAGUUUAUGGGUCACAGACAAAUCGUCUGCGAUUGACAUUAGAGGACACCAGGUAACUGUGCUGGGAGAAAUUAAAACAGGCAACUCUCCAGUUAAGCAAUACUUUUAUGAAACGAGGUGUAAAGAAGCCAAGCCUGUAAAAAAUGGCUGCCGAGGCAUCGAUGACAAGCACUGGAACUCCCAAUGCAAGACAUCCCAAACUUAUGUUAGGGCACUGACUUCAGAAAACAAUAAACUGGUAGGCUGGAGAUGGAUAAGAAUAGACACUUCCUGCGUGUGUGCGUUGUCAAGGAAAAUAGGAAGAACAUAAAUCUGCAUCUCUUUGCUAUAUAAAUUAUUACUUUAAAUUAUAUGAUAUGCAUGUAGCAUAUAAAUGUUUAUAUUGUUUUAUAUAUUAUAAGUUGACCUUAUUUAUUAAACUUCAGCAAAUCUACAGUAUAUAAGCUUUCUUUCUCAAUAAACAAGAGCAAAGGGUGUGUGCCUCUGCGGGCAAAUCUAGGGGUUUUUUAGACUAUUUUUGUGACACUGCUUGUCAGUGGCAUACCAUAACCUUACCGUAAAAUCUGUGUAAAAUCAGUAUUUUUCAUUCAGUAUUGUCAAGCCAGUGACUGUCAUUUAGUAAACUUGUGAAAAAUCACAUCAAUGUCAAGACUUGUGUACAUAUUUAUAUUCCCCACUCUACACAUCCACAUUUAAUUGAAUGGAGUGUUGACUCCUCACUGCCAAUACAAAAAUGGACCAAAAUACAUGUUGUAGCCUGAAAAUGACAUCAACAUUAUAGAUAUCAAAUAACCAUAAAACACACUUUAUACGUAUUAUCCUAGUUUUGCCAUUUAAAUGACAUUUUCCUUCUGUUGGCAUUUCUGAAUGACUGCUAAUGAUCCAGCAACUUUGGUUUAUCUUUUGAAGAGCAGUUGUUUUGCAACUCUUUCUAAAGCUGCCAGUUCAUCAUAUGAAAAAUAUGAAAAAAAUCCAAAAUAUUUAUAGCAGAAACUCACAAAAGCCAAGAACAAAUCUAAAUUUAUCAUUAAUAUAAUACAUAAAAGACUAUUUGUUCAGAAUUUUUUAUGUUUUGUGAUCAGACUCUUCCUCCUCAUACUAAUCAAUUAUUUUCUGUUUGCAUUGUUGCUUCAUCCCUCUCUGUCUGAGUUUCUAAAGUAGAAACAAAGCUGGUGGAGUCUUGACAUUAAAAGAGCCCUUAGUUUACAAAUUAUAGUAAAAAAACUGCCACGGAUAUCAAAGCUACACAUCUGCAGGAAGUUAUUCUCCUCAGCAAUUGAUUCUCCAUUUCUCACACAGCGGGAAAAAUGUGUAGAUCUGCUCAACAAACCUGGUAGCUUUCACAGGAACAUGAAAUAAAACACCUUUUUGAGCUCUAUGGUGAUUAAAAUCCUAGUAGUCCAUAGUUAUAAUGAAGUUCUUCAACAAUACAGGUGAGUUGUUACUUAGGAUAGACAUAUGUACUUGCACAAACGUAUGUACCUGUAACUCUUCUUCAUGUUGUUGUGUAGCUCCACUGAGGACACUAAUAACUACACUGCUUGAAGAGAUAGUGUAUUACACAUUAACUGUAUAAUGCCCUGGAUGGGAUCCCACUCCCAUAAAAAAAAAAAAAGGGUUUUGUUAUGGAUAUCAAUGGAAUUAAGAUUAGACAGCAUAUGCUACCUGUGUCUUGCCAGAUCUUAACACUCAGUCAGAGUCAAAAACUGCCAGCCAUUCAAAAAGCAUUACAGCUGUAGUGGUUUUAGGAUUUUACAUCAUGAUUUUCACUGUUGUACAGUAUUCAACGUCACAAAUGAGAAUGAGAUCAGAGCACUCAAAACUAAGGUUGCAGAAUGCCUUUUUUCAUAGACUUUUUACUACUGGAGAACCAACUUCAAAUCUGCAACAGGUCAUAAAGGCAGCAAAUUGUGUGGUCUCCCCUAAUCCCUUACAGAGAGCAUAACACAUCAUAAAAUCACCAGAGAACCAGGCAGGUUGCUCAUGACGUCAAGCACUGCAAUGGCAGUGACUCUGAAAGCAGGGUUGGAGCAUGUAGGUAUAAUUCUGUAGGAGGGGGCCAUAAACAAAGGUUUUGAGAGCGAUCCCAAUUUUCAAAAAGAGGCUAGGGUAUUUACAUCACUGGAAAGAUCAGCACUUCACAGGAUUAAACCCUAACUUUACUUCGAGCAAUAAAAACUUCAGAGGUUCUAUACCAAGGAAUUGUUAAAAGUAUAUGGAUUAUGUAAUGUAACAAGGAGCGUGGUGUCUGAUAGAUCUGACUAGAAUUUUUCCUGCAUUCUCCUUCCUUGGCAAACAUUAAAAAAAAAAAAUAAAUCCUCAGUAGAACUUUCUCUUGUUUUAUUAAUAGGAAAAUAUAAGUUUCAACAGGGGAAAAGUAAACUCUAAUCAUUCAUUUUUCUGCUUGGAGAGACAAGUGUAUUUUUCAGAGUCCUGUCCCACUGAAAAUUGUUGCAAGUUAGAAACCUAUUUUUGUACCCUGAAUUCCCAAAUAAAGAUCAUUUUCAGAUGCUGUGCUUAAUUGAGAGCAGAUAUUGUCAUGGAUCAUUAACUUUAGAGAUGACUGCACUUCAGGAUUCCAGAUAGGUCUAUCUCCAUAUGAGAAGAGGAAGUAAAGAAACUGAGUGUAGUUAGUCACUGUUGCUAUAUCUCAUUAAUAGGGAACGGCCUUGUUCCUACAGUGUGGAUGCCACGUUUAUUUACAUUGCUGUAAAUCCCGAGAAAUUCUACUGAAGAAGGAAGGGGAAGAAAAUGUAGAUUUAUAGCAAUGUAAACAACAUCAGAGUUGAUUCUAAUGACUUUAUUUCUGCUCACUGAAAAUCAAGGGAGGUUCAUUCUUUAUUAUCAAUUUGCCAUUUCCACUGUAAAUCCAGUAACAGGAAAAGUAUCUGUCUUUGACUCUUAAUUUUACCAACACACCAAUUAAUUUAUUAGAGGUCAGUAAAAAUGUAUCAGGGUAACAACACCUGCCAUCUGAAAGGCAUUACAUGAGAAAGAAGCACGGUGCAUAAGGUUAUUAGAUUGGUCACCUCUUUCCCACUCCAGUGUAACAAUGAACGGAAGUGUUAUCCUCUGGAUCUGAUCCAGUUUCAACUAAAGUAAAUGGAAAAAUUCUCACCUUCUCCAGUGAGACCCGGAUCAGGCCCUCAGCGAAUUAAAACCUGAAGAUCUCAGCCAAAGAGUGGAGCAAUCGCACACAUCAGUUAUGCGUUCUUGUAAAUCCUGUGUACACGUAAGAUGCUGUAUAAUUUUGUAACAACUUUGUAAACAAAGCCUGUAAUAAAUUUGUUAAGGCCUAAUCCUGUUUUCACUGUAGCCGGGGAUGGUUUUAUUGUGAACUUUGGUCAUGGCACAAUGAAUUUAAAGUUCCUAUACAACUUUUUUUGUAUGUGUGUUAAGUAAUUAAGCAAAAUAUUCAGCUUGCAAUGCUAGUUUAAUUGAGUAUUCUAAAACUUACUCCCACUAGGCAGCUCAGAUGCUCUGUCAAUAUUGUUUUGCCAAUAGAUCAUUAUAAACACACAUUUUAUUUUUCUUUUCUCCCAAACGACUGAACGCUGUUCUGAAAUUGCCUGCCUGUGUCAAGCUGUAUUUUCUUAUUUUUUUUCCCUAGUUUUUUUACAGUCCAUUUAGUAACAGUAAAAAAUGCUCCACUGAGGUCUUGGGAAACCAUCUGCAUUUAUUUUAUCACCUUUGAACAUGUGUUCAGGAAUGAAGUCUGUGCAGCAAGUUUACUGCUACCAAGAGAUUUGUGGGGCUGCACCAGGAAGAAACUUUGAGCGGACUAUACAGAGUGUGUGCUCAAAACCACUCUGCUAAUACUCUGUUAUUUCGAUACUUUACCAAUCAGUCUUUAGCUCCGCUACACAUUGUGUAGCUGCAGACAAUAACAAACAGGAAACAAGUCUGAUUGGGAGUAACAAAAUUAAAAAUUUAAUGAUAACGACCUGGUAUUUCUGACCUUUCAGCACAUGCAUUUGUGCAGCAAAAUGCAUAACCAUUUAUUUCAUUUAAUAGAAACAUUGUGGCAAAACCAAUGGGAUUCUAUGUUCUCUGCUUAGUAGGUGUAUGUAAUUCAUUGUGCACGGGAACGCAGGGGCAAGGGAGGAGAAAGAGCGGAUAAUAAGCACUACAGCUUGUGAGAAGGAAAGGGCUGUGCUCUGGGUUGGAGCAUUUUAAAGUGUGGAGACGUUGCUUUCUGAAAUGUGUUGCCUGUAUUUUGUUACAGCAGAUGGCAGAAUGACGAAGCAAGCACAGAUGUGGUGUAAAAAAGUCAAGCAAUAUAAGGAUAACAAAACCUUUCCUGAGAGAGUGGGCCAUUUACUACUGCUGUAGGUCCUUGUAGUUCUAUGCAGGUUAUUGUAGA
Molecule: messenger RNA, 5017 nt
Organism: Cuculus canorus (common cuckoo)
Lineage: Eukaryota; Metazoa; Chordata; Aves; Cuculiformes; Cuculidae
Gene: NTF3
Product: neurotrophin 3
Exons: 2
Coding region: 152-964 (270 amino acids)
Biological process (GO): negative regulation of neuron apoptotic process; positive regulation of peptidyl-serine phosphorylation; memory
Molecular function (GO): nerve growth factor receptor binding; growth factor activity
Source: RefSeq, a predicted model, not a curated record